Messenger RNA from Hordeum vulgare subsp. vulgare (domesticated barley), 1943 nucleotides. RefSeq names its product putative ABC1 protein At2g40090. Gene Ontology annotation, cellular component: mitochondrial inner membrane. The transcript is spliced from 11 exons. NCBI's taxonomy places the organism in Eukaryota, Viridiplantae, Streptophyta, Magnoliopsida, Poales, Poaceae. The coding region runs from base 49 to 1641 and encodes 530 amino acids. The record is from RefSeq and is a predicted model, not a curated record. Gene Ontology annotation, biological process: lipid homeostasis; mitochondrion organization.
GAGAGAGACCAGCCAGCGCACGCCAAGCAAACCACCCCGCGCGCGGCCAUGUGGCGGCGGGCAGCGACGGCGGCGCUGGCGCUGGGGGCCGGCGCCGGCGCCCACGCCGUCGCCACCUCCGAGGACCCGGCCAGGACCCUCAAGAUCUGCCGGCACCUGCCCCCGCGCCUCCUCCGCGACUCGGUCGCCGCCGCCACCAUCGCCUUCGACUACCACUACUCCCUCUGGGGCCUCCAGCCGGACUCCCCCGCCUGGCUCACCGCCAAGCGCGACGCCCACCUCCGCUCCGCCCACCGCCUCCAGGACCUCUGCUUCCGCAACGGCGGCAUCUACAUCAAGCUCGGCCAGCACAUCGCGCAGCUGGAGUAUGUCCUGCCGCAGGAGUACGUGCAGACGAUGAGGGAGUCGAUGCUCAAGAGGUGCCCGGUCUCCUCAUACGAGGACGUCCAAGGGGUCUUCAAGAAGGAGAUUGGAGAGUUGCCAGAAACCGUUUUCGCAGAAUUCGACCCUGUCCCGCUUGCAAGUGCUUCUCUUGCGCAAGUCCAUGCCGCCACAACACAUGAUGGGAAGAAAGUCGCUGUUAAGGUUCAACACGACCACUUGCUGGAUACUUCUGUAAUAGAUAUCGCCACCGUGGAUUUAGUAGUGAAUGCUCUUAGUUACAUUUUCCCUACAUUUGACUACAGGUGGCUAGUUGAUGAAAUUCGAGAAAGUGCGCCUAAGGAAUUAGAUUUUUUAUGUGAAGCUCAGAACAGUGAAAGAUGUCUGGUUAACUUUAGAAAGUUAUCUCCUCACAUUGCGAAUAGCAUAUACACCCCCAAGGUUUAUUGGAACCUCAGCACGUCAAGAAUUCUUACCAUGGAGUACAUUGAUGCCAAGGAGGUAACUGAUGUCAAAGGCAUUAAAGACCUCGGAAUGCGCCCUGUUGAUGUUUCAAACCUAGUGAAUAAAGCAUUUGCUGAAAUGAUCUUCAAGCAUGGUUUCGUUCAUUGUGAUCCCCACGCUGCCAAUAUGAUGAUCCGACCCUUGCCACAAGACAGUAAAAAAUGGUUUGGAUCGAAACGGCCACAACUGGUUCUUCUUGACCAUGGUCUUUACAAAGAACUUGAUCACGCUACAAGGAUAAACUAUGCUUCUCUUUGGAAGGCGCUUGUUCGCGCCGAUGAGAAUGGAAUUAAGGAGUACAGUAUCAAACUAGGUGCUGGGGAGGAUCUUCAUGUACUUUUUGCUGGGGUUCUCACAAUGAGGCCAUGGAAAAGUGUCAUUGACCCAUCUUUUGGUCAUCUUGUUCUGGAUGGGAAUAAUACCGAUCGUUCUGAAAUGCAGAUGUAUGCUAACUUGUAUUUCCCACAAAUCUCGGAGCUCCUCAGGAGACUACCAAAUGUCAUCUUGCUGAUGCUUAAGACGAAUGACUGUUUACGUGCAGUCAAUCAUGCCCUGGUUGGAGGAUCUACCCCGGAAUCAUUUGAGAUCGUUGCACGAGUCUCUUCCGAAGCUGUGUUUGAAGCUAAAAGGAUGGAGAAGAGGUUCUUUCUAUAUAGAUUUAUAAUAUGGCUGGAGGAGCUUUUGAUGGAAUUUCACCUACUUAAAAUGAAGCUGUGGUUGCAUUAUCAACAACCCAUGAAGUUACUGGCUGGGUAAAAGCAGCUCGGCAUAUCGACAGUUUUUUGACUAGUGUAAAUGCGAAAUUGGCAUCUAGUUCGAAGAGAAACAUGGCAUUGCCUUGUUAUUUAUGCAUAAUUUUUCCCUGUGUUAGAUCUUAGGUUUUCUUUGAUUGUACACCUCCCAUAUAGAAGAUACGACAGUUUCGGGACCAAAUGUUCAUUUUGGUAGGGUGGAUAAAGCACACAAAUUCCCAUCACUGUACAGUGUGAAUGAUCAAGCUCUUAUUCCAGCAUGAUACAUUUGUGUCGAUAAGUGCGAAGUUCUUUGUUGAUACGAUA